ACACUCCUAUGCAGCCUACUCACUCAUUUCAAUGAUAGAAGCCAAAACAUCACCAGAGCCCCUUCUUUGGAAUUGCUUUCAGAAGUCUGUGGCACUUUUAAUAUCCUCAGUAAACUUCUGGUUCAAGAUGGUGGAUGAAGCACAUGUUACAGCCUUUCUUUGUCACCCCAAAUCUCUGGAAUUGAUAGAAAAGAUAUUUUUAAAAUCUACAACUGAACCCUAAAACAAGAAGGGAGCCCUCCUUGGGCCAGAAAUUCUGAAAGUAUAAAAACUGAUGGGAUCGACCCGAUGGAGGAAACAAAUCAAAAUAUACACAGAAAAGUAUCCCUACAAAGGCAAGACAAAACCAAAUGGUUUUGGUCUCAUAUGUGGAGAGAGUAGGUUUAUGAGAGCAGGAGGAAACUAGGGGCAACAAGCAGAUUGAGGAACUGGCUUCAGAAGUUCCUGUAUAUCUCCUCCCCCCCACUAUCAAACAGCAGCUGAGGUAGGGACUCUUUCCAAAAAAGCUAUUGGCACAGAGGGCUGGGGCUGGAGAUGCAGGGUACACCCAAGCCCAGAAGCCUAGCUCUAAGAUAUUCUGACUAGUGGCAUGUUCCACCCCUUUCUCACUCUUCCUGUAAACAUUUUGGAAUACAAACUGCACCAGAAUGUCCUGUCUCUUCUCUUCCUCCCCAAAAAGGUGGACAAAGAGAGGUAGCCGGAUGACUAAUGGGAAAUUUCAGCCACAAAAAUGAGCACAUAAUUAAGACCAAAAUCUGAUGAAUGCCAACACUAUAUGAGGAAGUCACAAACUGUAAACAGAAGAGUUUGCACCUAAGGAAACAGACUUACUGAUCAAUCAAAACAGGGCCCUAUAAUACACUGAAUUAAUAACAACCUCAGCAGAUAAUAACAACAUCAGCAGAUAUUGCCAUCCAAAAAGAAAUGAACAUAUAAUGGACAUUAAUAGUUUGAUUUUUGAAAUGAAAAUCUGAAUGGAUGGACUGAAAGCCAAAUAACAGUUGAAGAGCUGCGAGAUUCAAUCAAGGAAUUAUCUCAGAAUGUAGCACAAAGAGAUAAAAGAGAUGGGAAAUAUGAAAAGAGCAGGUUAAAAGCCAAAAUUAGGCUGAAAAAUUCUGCUACCUGUUCCCUCAGAGGCCGGACGACGUGUUAGGUCUCAUAAAACUGAACUGAAAAGUAAAGGGGGAGGAAACCUCUUAGAGAAAUGGCUGCUGCUGUGGGAAUGAUACCCAGCCCAGCCCUUUUGACCCCCUCCAUGAGACAGGUCCUAGUGAGAAGAAAAGUAUGGGUUGAUGUGAGGCAACCCCUGUACAAGAGGGUCUGAGGGCUCCAUGGUGGGCCUCUGGUCCCACAAUACCCACACCUUGUCUAGUGGCCUGAAAGGCUUUUAAUGAUCAAGAUGUAGAAGACUUUGCCGGGGGUCUCUGCUGACCGUGCUUUAAAACAAAUUGUCUUGGAAGAGGAUAUCAGAUAUAGCCCAUUGGGAAGACAAUGGAUUAAGUAUCUGAGGGACAAGAGGGCACCCUCAGAGGGGCAAAGAUGAAAGCUAAGGUAACAGAGCAGCCAGGCCUACUGGUAGUUGACUAGUAAGCUAUCGUAAAGAAAGGAGCAUUUCCACAAACAUGCACUGAAGUCAUGGGACCUCAAAGAUGAGGAAGAAAGCCCCAGUCCCACCUGAUACCCAAGAGCUUUGGAUUUGCAGGCUCAUGUGAAAUGUGGGUUUUGGCAGCUGUGCAUUCACUAGAGAGGGCAACUUGCCUUGCAGGCACUGUCAAUAGUCUUCCUUUGGUGGUUGGAGUGCUAGUGGCUGAGGUCUUGCCAGUGGUCCCUAAUGGGGAGUCCAGGACGACCACACAAUAUUUCUCCCUCCAGGUGUCGCUUGUUGGUUCUUAUUAUCUCUCCUGCUCCAGAACAAGAAUUUCCCAGAGACUCACUUGGACGCUUGCUGGGAAGAACAACUAGAACCUGCAGUGUCAUGACCCCAGAAGGAGGGCAUCAUGGAAAUCAGAUUGUAGAAUAUGCACGACUUUAAGUUUUUUCUCUUGAGAUCAAGGAACAAAAGAUGGUUUUGGAAAUGCUGAACCCAAUGCAUUAUAACAUCACCAGCAUGAUGCCCGAAGUCAUGCCUGUGGCCACCAUGCCGAUCCUGCUGCUCACUGGCUUUCUUCUUUUGGUUUGGAAUUAUGAAGACACAUCCUCAAUACCCGGUCCUGGCUAUUGUAUGGGGAUUGGGCCCCUCAUUUCCCACUGCAGGUUCCUGUGGAUGGGCAUUGGCAGUGCCUGCAACUACUACAACAAGAUGUAUGGAGAAUUCAUGAGAGUUUGGAUAUGUGGAGAGGAAACACUCAUUAUUAGCAAGUCCUCAAGUAUGUUCCACAUAAUGAAGCACAGUCACUACAGCUCCCGAUUCGGCAGCAAACUUGGACUGCAGUGCAUCGGCAUGCAUGAAAACGGCAUCAUAUUUAAUAAUAAUCCAACCCUCUGGAAAGCCAUUCGACCUUUCUUUACAAAAGCUUUGUCUGGCCCCGGCCUUGUGCGCAUGGUGACAAUUUGUGUUGGAUCCAUCAUCACACAUCUGGACAGGUUGGAGGAGGUCAGCAACGAAUUGGGUUACAUCGAUGUGUUGACCCUCAUGCGGCGCAUCAUGCUGGACACCUCUAACAUUCUCUUCCUGGGGAUCCCCUUGGACGAAAGUGCCAUCGUGGUUAAAAUCCAGGGUUAUUUUGAUGCAUGGCAAGCUCUCCUUCUCAAACCAGACAUCUUCUUUAAGAUUUCUUGGCUAUACAAAAAGUAUGAAAAGUCUGUCAAGGAUUUGAAAGAUGCCAUGGAAAUUCUGAUAGAAGAAAAAAGACACAGAAUUUCCACAGCAGAGAAACUGGAAGACUAUAUGGAUUUUGCCACCGAGUUGAUUUUUGCUGAGAAACGUGGUGACUUGACAAGAGAGAAUGUGAACCAGUGCAUACUGGAAAUGCUGAUUGCAGCACCAGAUACCAUGUCUGUCUCUGUGUUCUUUAUGCUGUUUCUCAUUGCAAAGCACCCUAAGGUUGAAGAGGCAAUAAUGAAGGAGAUCCAGACUGUUAUUGGUGAAAGAGAUGUAAGAAUUGAUGAUAUGCAAAAAUUAAAAGUGGUGGAAAACUUUAUCUACGAGAGCAUGCGGUACCAGCCUGUUGUGAACUUGGUCAUGCGCAAAGCCUUACAGGAUGAUGUCAUCGAUGGCUACCCAGUGAAAAAGGGGACUAACAUUAUCCUAAAUAUUGGAAGAAUGCAUAGACUAGAGUUUUUCCCCAAGCCCAAUGAAUUUACUCUUGAAAACUUUGCAAAGAAUGUUCCUUACAGGUAUUUUCAGCCUUUCGGUUUUGGGCCCCGCAGCUGUGCAGGAAAGUACAUCGCCAUGGUGAUGAUGAAAGUCGUCCUGGUUACACUACUGAGACGAUUCCACGUGCAGACAUUGCGAGGAGAGUGUGUUGAAAGUUUACGGAAAAAAUAUGGCUUGUCCUUACACCCAGAGGAGACUAGCAACUUGCUGGAAAUGGUUUUUAUCCCAAGAAAUUCAGAAAAGUGCCUCGAACACUAAAGAAGGCUGAUCAGUACCUACUCUGGAGCAUUUCUCAUCAGGAGUUCACAUGGAAAUCACCCGUUCACCCUCAUGGUGAACAUUCGGUGGCCUGUGCCAUUUUAUAGGCACGACUCGUAUGGACUGUCAGCAAGUCAGGAGACAUGGGUCAUCUGUUCUUGUCCAAACCGGACUUCCAGAGAAAACAGAGGCCAAGAGUUUGCAGGGGGAAAUGGUCAAUCCCACAAAACAUGCUUUGAAAAAGGCCACCAGCAAAACUUAGGUCCUCCUUCCCACAAAAUCUCCACUGCCCUGCUCCAAGAGCAUUUUAAUGUCUGGGGCAGAAGCACUCAAGUCCUUUGGAAAGGUCAGCCUGAUGCUUGGGUACUUAGGGCCAAACAUACCUGCUAAUGUGAAUAAAAGUGUUUUGAUUUAGUUUUCAGUGGUAGGCUCCCCAACAUUCAUAUUCUUUGGAGAAGUGCUUACAAAUUCAACAUUGACUUUUCCUAUGAAUUAUGCAAUUAACUCUUGAUUAUCCACAGGUGACUUGCCUGUGGCAAAAGUUAAAUAGGGGACUCUCCUUUCCCAGUCUCUCAAUUUAUGCUUCAGUCACUCACCUCCACUACAGUAGACAUAGAUUCGGGUAACAUAAAGUAACUUAGUAAUAGCCUGAGUAAAAUAUUAUCAGGACCACACAUCUGCUGUAGGAAAAAAAAAAUCACACAAUGCAUUUCAAAUUCAAAUAAAAAUUCUUUUCUUCAUGUUCGCAUCAUUGCUUAGCUCCACUAGUGCUAACCAAGAGAUAACUUUAAAUAAUGACAUCUAUUAACUCUUACAAUGGCCCCAAUGGUUUGAGAGAGGACAACUCCUCUACAUCUACAUCUAAUUCCACAACCCAGCAGGUUCAAACCCAUUCCAUCUUCUUUCUCAACAGUUUCUCCCUCUCUUUCUUUCCGUGAUGCCAAAGUCAACAGCAACAGAUCAGUAGAGAACAUGGUCAGGGUAGAGGCUCUGCAAUCAUCUUUUAUCCUACCUCGGAUUUAAUAGUUACCUUAGAGAUUUAACAGCUAUUGAGUUUAUUGAAUCAUUAUACAUAGCCAUGGAUAAAAUGCAUACCUUGUAAAUUAGUUCUUUAAAGAGAAUCAAGUAUGGGACACCUGGGUGACCCAGUCAGUUAAGCAUCUGACUCUCGG
Zalophus californianus (California sea lion) is the source of this 4746-nucleotide messenger RNA. Its product is annotated as aromatase. Gene Ontology annotation, molecular function: heme binding; iron ion binding; oxidoreductase activity, acting on paired donors, with incorporation or reduction of molecular oxygen. The record is from RefSeq and is a predicted model, not a curated record. Lineage: Eukaryota; Metazoa; Chordata; Mammalia; Carnivora; Otariidae. The transcript has 11 exons. Bases 2063 to 3574 code for a protein of 503 amino acids.